This is a messenger RNA of Amoebophrya sp. A25, 170 nucleotides long. The record is from the annotation of a GenBank genome assembly. NCBI's taxonomy places the organism in Eukaryota, Dinophyceae, Syndiniales, Amoebophryaceae.
CCCACCUGACGCACGAGUGUGGGAGCAGCUUGGUUUUUUCAAUCAUUGGUGCUUACGUAGAGUUGUUUUUGGAGGUUCAACGGAUGAGGACGGAUCAUCGAUGCCUCGAACUAGGGGGGGAGCACAUCAACACGCUGCAGGUCGGUUAGAUGGGGUAACUCUGGCGCGGC